GAGAGCAUUAGACGUCGAAUCUGAGUUCACAAUGGCUUCACAGCAGCAGGUCAGCGUGAGGAGACAACAGGAGCUCCAGCUCCAGUACUCAAACUUCAAGAAUGCGCUUCAGAGCAUGGCACAGAAGAUUGGCGAUAUCGAACAAGAGACCGAAGAGCAUAAACUAGUAAUCGAAACCCUCGAGCCCCUCGCAGCGGAUCGCAAAUGCUUCCGCCUGGUUAACGGUGUUCUCGUCGAGCGCACAGUUGGAGAAGUCGUACCCUCUCUCAAGACGAAUGCGGACGGAUUAAAACAAGUUCUUGAUGAGCUAUUGAAACAAUACAAGGCUAAACAGACAGAGAUGGAUAAUUGGAAGAAAAAGAAUAAUGUCCAAGUUGUCCAACAAUGAGAAAUGGACACACUUUUGUCCUCCAUAUCCAUACCCUAGGGUUAGCUAGACAUUCGAUGAGCGCACACUACCUGAGCAGAACCGCGAGCGAGACAAGCUUGAAUGAGAUACUCCGACAAGCACCGGAACACAUAGAAAAAGACAAUGACAACAUGAAGAAGCAGACUUUGGUUUCCGAUUGAACCCAACGAGGGAGGGGGUUUCCGCUCUUGACGUACCCGACUACCGCCUAGAAUUCUACGAUACGACUGAUGUGAUGGUAGAGAAUAUGGAGAACGAUGGCGACGAUUCUAUGAAAUCAAGGCCCGUCAGUCAAGGAUGCAAUCAUGCCUGACAACUUGGCAGAUAUUCUGAUGCAACUGGGAGGUGUCGACUCGGAAAGGGGUAGGGAUAAUAGCUAGACAUGAUGAUACUGAUCGUUUAGUAAUUAAUGAAACAUCACGAAGAAAGGUCUAGAUUCUCGCAUCCAUCCUUUAUGAGAUCAUUAUUUAUUAGCCCAACAGUACGCAUAUAAUAAUACCAAUCUAUUAAUAUUGAG
Molecule: messenger RNA, 926 nt
Organism: Talaromyces stipitatus ATCC 10500
Lineage: Eukaryota; Fungi; Ascomycota; Eurotiomycetes; Eurotiales; Trichocomaceae
Product: prefoldin subunit 2, putative
Exons: 4
Coding region: 32-388 (118 amino acids)
Biological process (GO): protein folding
Cellular component (GO): cytoplasm; prefoldin complex
Molecular function (GO): protein folding chaperone
Source: RefSeq, a predicted model, not a curated record